CUCCGUCGCGCUGACCCGCGGUGCGGGCGGGUGCGGCGGCGGCGGGGCGCCCUGGAGGAGGAGGUGGCGGCGGCGGGGCCGGAGGAAGAUGAGGACGAAGAGGAGGCGCUGCCGCACUCCGAGGCGGUGGACGUGUUCCAGGAGGGUCUUGCCAUGGUGGUGCAGGACCCGCUGCUCUGCGACCUCCCGAUCCAGGUUACUCUGGAAGAGGUCAGUUCCCAGAUAGCACUGGAGUACGGCCAAGCAAUGACAGUCCGAGUGUGCAAGAUGGACGGAGAAGUCAUGCCCGUGGUUGUCGUACAGAACGCCACGGUGCUGGAUCUGAAGAAGGCCAUCCAGAGAUACGUGCAGCUCAGGCAGGAGCGUGAAGGAGGCAUUCAGCACAUCAGCUGGUCCUACGUGUGGAGGACGUACCAUCUGAUCUCUGCAGGAGAGAAGCUCACAGAGGACAGGAAGAAGCUCCGAGAUUAUGGUAUCCGGAAUCGGGAUGAGGUGUCCUUCAUCAAAAAGCUGAGGCAAAAGUGAACCUCCAGACAAGGACGACUCUGUGUGCUGGUGGCUGAGCUCUUCCCCAGCAGGAAGAAGUCUGGAGCCACUGUCCCUUUCUCACAGAAGAGUGUCGAAGUGGCCUCACCCCAGCUGCCCAACUGGAACUGUCAGCAUGAACCCUGGGCUCUCGGGACUAGGACCGGGUGAGCCAGUGCUCAUGGCCUGAGCUUGACCUCCCUGGGCCGAAACACCCUGACCACGUGGCCAAUCCCACAGGGCUGUGGGCCUGGCCCUGUGUACAGAAUAAAUCUGUUUGUUUCUUA
Diceros bicornis minor is the source of this 812-nucleotide messenger RNA. It is a transcript of the gene SNRNP25, whose product is annotated as small nuclear ribonucleoprotein U11/U12 subunit 25. Gene Ontology annotation, cellular component: U12-type spliceosomal complex. The transcript is spliced from 5 exons. Gene Ontology annotation, biological process: mRNA splicing, via spliceosome. The record is from RefSeq and is a predicted model, not a curated record. The coding region runs from base 154 to 525 and encodes 123 amino acids. Lineage: Eukaryota; Metazoa; Chordata; Mammalia; Perissodactyla; Rhinocerotidae.